AUGCCUCUUUUUCUACUCGGAGCCGUGUUUUCAACCUUUUCGGUGGUCGCCACCGCAAACUCCCGGUCGUCACCUCAUUUUCCAAGCGGCGUAUCUGGAGAUCCCUUGGAUGCAUCCAAUCACACGUUUGACUACAUCGUUGUGGGCGGUGGGCUUACUGGUCUCGCGCUCGCCGGUCGAUUGUCCGAGGAUGCGGGUACGACAGUAUUGGUGAUUGAGGCAGGAGGCGAUAACCGUAAAGACCCGAGAGUGUAUGAUGUGUAUAACUCGCAACAGUUUUACGGCUCUGAUCUCGAUUGGUCAUGGCCAGUGGACUAUGGAAAAACAGGGAAUGGAGGUAAAACUCUUGGUGGAAGCUCGUCUAUCAAUGGCGCGACGUGGACUCGUGGGGCUGCUGCGCAGUACGAUGCAUGGUCCGACCUCCUCACACCAGGCGAACGCAGUCUUGGAUGGAAUUGGAGUAAUCUUUAUUCGUACAUGAAGAAGGCCGAGCAUUAUCAUCCUCCAAGUGAGGAUAAUCGCCGACUGGGCGCCGAUGGAGUGACCAGCUGGCAUGGAACCCGAGGGCCUGUACACGUCGGAUUUCCAGAAAAGAUGGUUGAAGGAUCGCAACAUUCUGCAUUCAUCACGGCCAUUAAAAACAUUACUGGAAUCCCUCAUUGCCGCGAUCUGAAUGGUGGCUAUCCAAAUUGCGUCGCUUUCGUGCCCAGCUCGAUCAAUCCCGAGGACAACUUUCACCGUUCCUCAUCGGCCAUGUCUUACCUCACACCUGUCGAGAAUACUCGAAAGAACUGGCUAACGCUUGUAAAUUCGACUGUAUUCAAGUUAGUUUGGAAGCCCGACGACUCCAAGACGGUCAUUGGCGUGGAGUUCCUCCAUCUCAAUAACUCUUCGACCGUGUACAGAGCCAACGUACGAAAGGAAGUGAUCAUGGCGGCUGGAUCCAUCAACACACCCGCGAUUCUGCAACGCUCGGGUGUCGGAGAUCCUGCGCUUCUGUCUUCGCUCGGCAUCUCAACUGUGCUGAAUCUCCCAACCGUCGGCAAGAACCUGCAGGAGCAGACUCUCGUACCAAUAUUUUUCAAUAGAACGUAUGAGAUGCUAAGCAGGCCUUGGAGCAAUCUGCUUGCAUUUCCAAAUCUCGCGCAACUCUAUGGCAAGAACGCGACAGCUGUUGCAGCGGAAAUUCGCUCCAGUCUAGAUUCAUGGGCAGACUCGCAAAAGGAGAAUGCACUGUCCAAGGCAGCCCUGAAGAAGAUUUAUGAGUCUCAGGCAGACGUCAUUAUUAGAGACAAAGCGCCCGUGUUUGAGAUCAUCUUCAUUACUGCCGAUUACAUUGCGUUACAUGGAACCAUGUCCUGGGUUCUCCUUCCUUUCAGUCGUGGGUCUGUCAAGAUCAAAACGACGGAUCCCUUCGCCAAACCAAACGUGACGAAUAACUUCUUCAGUGUUGCCUUCGACACGGAGAUGCAAGCGAAGGGCGCUAAGCUCUUGCGCAAACUGUUCAACACACCGCCGCUCUCAAAUCUCACCUCGGCUGAGUACUACCCUGGCCUUGCCGCUGUCCCUGAUCCAGUUGGUGAUGGAGGGUCAGUCGAGGCGUGGGAUCCAUGGUUGAAGGCUGCCUUUUCUUCGAAUAGCCAUGCAUUGGGUACGUGCUCAAUGAUGCGAAAGGACCUUGGAGGCGUCGUAGACGGUCGUUUGAGAGUUUAUGGUGCGAAGAACUUGCGCGUUACCGACGCCAGUGUCAUGCCGACGCAGGUUUCCUCUCACAUGAUGAGUACCCUUUACGGGAUUGCGGAGAAACUGGCCGACAUGAUCAAGGCUGGGUUGUAG
This is a messenger RNA of Serendipita indica DSM 11827, 1836 nucleotides long. The record is from the annotation of a GenBank genome assembly. Lineage: Eukaryota; Fungi; Basidiomycota; Agaricomycetes; Sebacinales; Serendipitaceae.